Caenorhabditis briggsae is the source of this 1518-nucleotide messenger RNA. The record is from RefSeq and is a predicted model, not a curated record. NCBI's taxonomy places the organism in Eukaryota, Metazoa, Nematoda, Chromadorea, Rhabditida, Rhabditidae. The transcript has 7 exons. Gene Ontology annotation, biological process: protein phosphorylation. Gene Ontology annotation, molecular function: ATP binding; protein tyrosine kinase activity. The coding region runs from base 1 to 1518 and encodes 505 amino acids.
AUGAACAGUGAGUAUUCAAAAGUCCGAAGUAUACGACGACCUGUAUCCUUAGGCAAACGAUCGCAAAGAAGUACACGAACGAAAAAGAAGAAGGGCGGUGAUGAGGAGAAAACUCAGGGUGCAACCAAAAAGUCACUCUUCUCUCAUCGUGCCAAAAACGAGACGAAUCCGGAAGAGACGGAAGCUUUUGCGAACAUUUGCCGUUGUCUGAUUGAACACCGUUGGUAUCAUGGUGUAAUGCCACGUGGAGAAAUCAGCACUCUUCUCGAAGACGAAGGCGACUUCUGUGUUCGGAAAACAACUGAAAGAGGAAAACCCAUCGUUUGCAUCUCGGUGAAAUGUCAAAAGGAAGUUCGCCACUUUCCCUUGGUUUUUGAAAACGGUCAAUGGACCUUGAAAAAUCUUAUCAAAACUCGCCGUUUCUACGAAGUCGUUGAACUUCUGAAUGCCCUGGUUACCGAGAAAAUUGCUUUGUCAGGUGCUAUUCUGGUUCGUGCGGUUCCUCGUCCAGACUACUAUAUCCCGCAUAGCGAUAUUUCGCUCAUUUGCAAACUCGGAGAGGGAGCAUUUGGAGAAGUUUGGAAAGGAUCCUUGAAACGCCAUGAAGACGGAAAGGCAAAAAAAGCUGAAGAGAAGUCAGCGGCACCAUCGUCUGCGGCACCGUCGUCUGCAGGAUCUGCUCUAUCGGGUAAUUCCGAGAAAGGCAAGUCCCGACUUUAUGUGGCUGUGAAGAAGAUGAAAGGAAAUGCAACGAAGGCAAUGACUGAGGAAUUCGUUAUGGAGGCAAAACUGAUGCGUCAAUUGGUUCAUCCAAACAUCGUAACGGUCUACGGAGUUGCACCAUCUGAAGAGCCUCUUAUGAUUGUUCUGGAAUUGGCUGGAAAUGGAUGUUUGAAGUCAUAUGUUGCUAAAUACCAGUGCCCACCGGAUCAACUCCUACAAUUCACAGCUGAUGCUGCUCGUGGAAUGGCCUAUUUAUCAUCUAAGCUUGUCAUUCAUCGUGAUUUAGCAGCUCGAAACCUUCUACUCGGGACAUUUGUCGAAGUGAAAAUCUCGGAUUUCGGGUUGUCUUCUUCUGGAAAAACUGAAAUCAAGGUCAAGCAGAUGAAGGUUCCGAUUCGUUGGCUCGCUCCGGAAACUCUUGAAGAGGGAGUGUUCUCCACGAAAACUGAUGUUUGGGCAUACGCUGUAACCCUUUGGGAAAUCUUUACUCGUUGUCAAACUGAUCCAUAUCCAGGUCUCACUAACCAACAAGCUAAAGACUUGAUUAGAGGUGAUGCACUUCCAAUGAAUCCACCAGAAGGUACUCCACCAAUUGUGGCUAAGAUUAUGGAGGAUUGUUUCAAUAAGAAUCCUGAUGAUCGUCCGUCUUUUGCUGCUAUUCUUAAACGCCUCCGUCCAGAUGAAGACGUCUCUGCCUACGAGCCAAAGGAUCAAUCUGUUACCAGUCCAGUCAAAAGAGCAAAUGCUCCUUCCGCUGAACAGUCGGCUCGUAGUAAGAGACCUUCUCGAAAAUAA